UCCAGACGCCGGGAGAUCGCUGCAGCUUGGGCGGGUCUUCAGCUUGCACAACUACCGGCCGCAGCAGCAAAGGAUGAACGGAGCUCUAGGAAAGGUGCUGUGUCCAAGGAAUGAUACCAUUUUUAAGCAAGGCUUUUCUCUCUUAAGAUUCAGAACUUCAGGAGAAAAUCCCAUCUGUUCUGCAGGUGGCAUUCUGUUGAGCACCAGUCGACACUACAAGACAAAGCCUACCCAUGGCAUUGGAAGAUAUAAGCACCUAGUUAAAGCCCAGGAGCCCAAGAAGAAGAGAGGAAAAGUGGAAGUGAGACCCAUUAAUUUGGGAACAGAUUAUGAAUAUGGGGUUUUAAACAUUCACCUGACUGCAUACGACAUGGCCCUGGCAGAGAGUUAUGCCCAAUAUGUUCACAACCUCUGCAACCAUCUAUCCAUUAAAGUUGAGGAAAGUUAUGCGAUGCCCACCAAAACCAUGGAGGUAUUGCGGCUGCAAGACCAAGGCAGCAAAAUGUUCUUGGACUCAGUUCUUACCACCCAUGAGCGAGUGGUUCAGAUCAGCGGUUUGAGUGCUACAUUUGCAGAGAUUUUCUUGGAAAUAAUCCAAAGCAAUCUUCCUGAAGGAGUCAGAUUGUCAGUGAAGGAGCACACUGAAGAAGACUUCAAAGGAAGGUUCAAAGCUCGGCCAGAACUGGAAGAACUGUUGGCUAAGUUGAACUAGCUCAUUGCAAACCCUUUCAAGCCAGGACUGGUGAUAUUGAGUGCCAAGGGGAAGAGCUUCCUGGGUGGUCAAAAUUAAGAAGAUCCUUUAGAUAUUGUAACUACCCAUCCCCAUUAGCCAGGAAUGCCUCCUCUCUUAUAUGGAGGAGUGUUGCCGAUUACCACUUUCCUUUGAGCCAACCUAAGACAUCCUUCAUCUAAUAAAAAUCUGCAGCUGGUGGAAAAAAAA
Messenger RNA from Neofelis nebulosa (Clouded leopard), 940 nucleotides. RefSeq names its product large ribosomal subunit protein mL48. The transcript has a single exon. The record is from RefSeq and is a predicted model, not a curated record. The coding region runs from base 74 to 712 and encodes 212 amino acids. Gene Ontology annotation, cellular component: mitochondrial ribosome. Lineage: Eukaryota; Metazoa; Chordata; Mammalia; Carnivora; Felidae.